AUGUCCGAAGCAGCGAUCCCGAGCGUAUCAGGUAUGACCUUGUCCAGGUCGAAUUCACCACUACUUGAUACUUCCUCAACAUCAAUGAUGGCGUCAUCGUCCAGACCAAUAUCACAAUCAAGAUCACCAAGAACUUCAUCAUCUCCAUCGUUGCUCGAUACAUCCACCCUAACGGACUCAUCUGAUGGAAUGAGAUCAUCAACAUCCUCGAGUCUAUUGUCUCCCGUCACACCACAGCUGCAAUCGCCUUUACUCAGAUCACCAACUGAGAUAAUACAAAAAGUACUCGUAACCUCAGGAGGGGACGAUGUAUCUACCAUCGCUAUAGCAUCGCAAGUAUGCAAAGAACUUAGAUCGUUCAUAUACGAAAACACCGACCAAGCUUUAUGGCGACAGAUAUUUCUUCAACAUUACGACGAUCCACGCUCGUCAGGAUCCUUCACUGAAGCUAAAUCAUCAACAGAUAUAGAUUGGAAAAAGAAAGUACAAGAUAGAGAAUCCGUCGGGAGGAUGUUCAAGGAUUGGUGGGAUGAUAAAUUUGAUGAAGCUGCUGGACAUAUGGAUCUAAUAGCAUCAACACUAUUAGAUAUGUUUUUAGAUCUACCACCAAGCGAGACGAAUCUCGAUCCAAGUGUGAAUGAUGAACCAUCCAAUUCAACUCUGUUAUCAACAUGGCUUCGAUCAUCACUCUUCUCGCACCUAUACAGGAAUUGUUCACUAUCUGAAACCGAACCUUCUCUCAGACCUUUGUCAGGUCAAUCUGGUAAUCCACGUCGAAGGUCAACAAAGAAGGUAUUAAAUCCAACUAUAUCAAGGUUACAUUGUUUAUUACCACCUGAAUAUAAUGAAGACUUUAAAGCUGAUAGAGAAUGGAGAGGUUAUGUAAGAGAAGUAGUUUAUAGUAUUAAAAAUUAUCAAAAGAGGAAUGAUUGGGGUCCUUUUACGGAAGAAGGAAAAGUAGAUUGGACGUUAGUAGACGCUGUCAGUUCUGUUAUGAUGGCAAAUGCAAAGGAUGUUAUUCAACAUGUCGAUAACUCAUGGCGAUCAGCCGUUGAACCCAUGUCAUAUGGUGUUGAGCCCACUCGGGGAUGGGGGUUCAAUGAUCUCAGAAGACCGGAUGAUUUAGCCGAAGGUGAAGUCUGGGACUGGGCGGGAGUGGAAGGACCUUGGUGUGGAUACUACGCUUUCAUGGAUUACGCAGACUGGGUAAUCCUGAAUCAGCCCCGUCUGAUAUUCUUAAAUCGACAGUCAUCGGAUCUGGACUUAUCGACAUAUCAUGAAGCAGUUGGGGAUCUGAUGCGAUUGGAUCUGAAGAUAACUCAAGAUCCAUCCAAAAUCGCUACUAUCUGUCCUGCUCAUAGGAUGCAUUCAAGUUCUGAUCAUUUACCUCCUAUCGAGACCACCAUACCUACCUCUGAUCUAUUACCGCCAAUAUAUUUCCAUGGUGCCUCGAUACAGCAUCAAAAUGAAGGUGUACAAGAAGAUGCAAUGCCUUCGAGCGCUGUCAGGGGUGUAGUCAGAUUAACGGCUGAUAAUCCGCCUCAAGUUAGAUGGACAAUGAUCAUACGUUAUAGUGGAGAAGAUCGAUGGAGACUUGAAUGCGUCCAAGUGGGAGGUAGAGGUUCAAAACGUGGUUUCUUCGGAGUUUGGAUGGAUGCUUCCAAAGGAGAACAUUCUCCGUGUGGUCCUGCUUGGUAUUGGAAGUCAUGA
This is a messenger RNA of Kwoniella shivajii, 1710 nucleotides long. RefSeq lists its product as uncharacterized. Lineage: Eukaryota; Fungi; Basidiomycota; Tremellomycetes; Tremellales; Cryptococcaceae. The coding region runs from base 1 to 1710 and encodes 569 amino acids. The transcript is spliced from 7 exons. The record is from RefSeq and is a predicted model, not a curated record. Gene Ontology annotation, molecular function: protein binding.